AUGAACGAACUCGUUUCAACCUUUGUAUUAGGCGCGCCCGAUUUCCCAGCUAUCAAGAAGUCCGUGUCGGAAUCACUCUCCAACAUGGGUGGUGCUUCUUCGCGUCCGCCACCCCCGCCGCGCGUUGCGACAACAUUAACGUCGACAACGGUAUGGGUUCGGCAUCUUCCUCCAAUCAUCUCAAGCGACGCACGACAGGCGAUUCACUCUGCCAUUCAGUUGCGCAAUCGCUAUUUGGCGGGGGACGAGACAAGCUCGGGGCCCCAGGCCGUGGCUUCGCUCGUCGAACGGCUAGAGACCCUGAUUGAGGAGGCUCGAGAAGCUGCCAACAUUCGCGAUUUUGUCGUGCUCGCGAUAGAGUCGACAAUACUGUCUUUGACGACUGACUAUGGCGCACCUUCAAAGAGACUGUUGGAUCUUGCGCGCGCAGUCAACCCCUUUCUUAACCAGCAAGAUGGCACAACCGAGCCAGGCCCAAGCUCGAGCGCGGAUGGCGGGCUGCCUGUCCCCUUUAGACAAUCUGACUUGGCUCUGAUUGACGACCCCGAGAAAGAUUUGCUUGUCUUACUGCACUACUGCGACAUUGCCAAUCUCAAGAGCUCCCCAGAUGAGACAGUGGCUCAAUUAUCGAAAAUGGCGGACAAGUACGGUACAAUCAAGGACCUUGACCUCCGCAAGGAACACAUCACCGAAUGCGAGGUCUACAUCCACUGGACAAUCAUGUACUUGACGUCCAACCUCUCGACACUGGCCGCGCCCACGGCCUUUUCUCUGGGCUCUGGCACCAAGCUUGACUUUGAGAAGAGCAUUCAGAUGAGUCGUCUUCUGACCAUCAGCGAAAUGCUCAUCAAGGAUGCGAGGAGCGAUCAGGUAUGCUUCCUGCUCAUGUUCCUGAGGCGGUGUGCCACAAAUCAAGAGAAGACGUGGUGGCGGUCGAGGACCAAGGGCGUGUUGAAGGGUUUGAAGAAGACUCGAAGCGGGAAAGGCCAGUGGCAUGUCGACUUUGCGGAGAAGAACCUUGCAAGCCUGAAGCGUCUUGAGGAAGACGGUGAAGAGCGUUGGUCACGGCGCGGAUCGCUGAUGAUUGAGCGGGAGGAGUUGGAAAUGGGGAAGAUGAAGGGGGAUUAA
Colletotrichum truncatum is the source of this 1128-nucleotide messenger RNA. RefSeq lists its product as uncharacterized. Lineage: Eukaryota; Fungi; Ascomycota; Sordariomycetes; Glomerellales; Glomerellaceae. The record is from RefSeq and is a predicted model, not a curated record.